CUUCUUCUUUUUCUCACGGCAUUUCUCAUCAUUGAGAUGUUGAAUUGAAUUUUGUCACAGAGAGAGAGAGAGAGAGAGAGAGUUAGAGAGAAAAUAUUAUAAACACGAAUUGAUAGGACGCGAACGCUUUUGUGUUUUGGAUUUUUUGUUUUUCUCCAUUCAAUUUUGACAUAUAUUUUUUUUUCUUUUUUGGUUUUAAUUUGAAAUUAAAAAUUUUGGAUCGUUGAAAGAAAGCUAGAGCAAUGAAAACGUCACUGAGAAAAUUGCGAGGUUUUGCACUCCACAAGCACGAAGCCAAGGACCAGAGAGAUCUUAGGCCUCUCGCUAAAUUGGAUGAGCUUGCUCAGGCUUCUCGGGACAUGCAUGAUAUGAGAGACUGUUAUGAUAGCUUACUUUCUGCAGCUGCUGCUACGGCAAAUAGCGCCUAUGAAUUCUCAGAGUCAUUGCGGGAAAUGGGUGCUUGUCUUCUUGAGAAAACUGCAUUGAAUGAGGAUGAAGAAAGUGGUAAAGUUCUCUUAAUGCUAGGGAAGGUUCAGUAUGAACUCCAGAAGCUUAUUGAUAACUAUCGCUCUCAUAUAUUCCAGACAAUCACAGUCCCAUCAGAGUCUCUUCUUAAUGAGCUCCGGACUGUUGAGGAGAUGAAACGGCAAUGUGAUGAAAAGAGAGAUGUAUAUGAAUAUAUGAAAACUAGACAGAGAGAGAAGGGAAGGUCAAGAAGUGCAAAGGGAGAGAGUUUUUCAAUGCAGCAACUGCAAAUGGCUCGUGAUGAGUAUGAUGAGGAGGCAACAUUAUUUGUUUUCCGUUUGAAGUCUCUGAAGCAAGGACAAUCUAGAAGUCUACUUACGCAGGCAGCUCGUCACCAUGCAGCUCAGUUAUGCUUCUUCAAAAAGGCCCAUAAGUCCCUUGAGGCUGUAGAGCCACAUGUAAAAUUGGUAAGUGACCAGCAGCAUAUUGAUUACCAUUUUGGUGGACUUGAAGAUGAUGAUCGGGAUGAUGAUGAUGACGACGAUGACGACGAUAGCUAUGAUACGAAUGGUGAUGGGGAAUUAAGCUUUGACUAUGGGCAAAGUGACCAGGAGAAAGAUGUUUCUGUUUCUAAGUCAAGAAACUCAAUGGAGUUGGAUCAGGUGGACAUUACGUUUCCCACGGUUGUGAAGGAGGAAUCCAUCGAGGAAAAUCUUGAUAGACAUCGCAGGAAUUCUUUUUCCCGUAAGGCUAGGAUGGUCAGCCAAUCGGCCCCACUUUUUGCUGAGAAUAAAGUGGAUCCUGCUGAAAAAUUGAGACAACUCCGACCAUCAUUCUCAAAGAAGUUCCACUCAUAUGUAUUACCCACGCCAAUUAAUACAAAAGGUUCUGUUUCUACGGGAUCCGUUAACCCUGUGACUCACACAGCACAGACAAGUCUAAGCGAGCGUACACAGAAUUUAUGGCAUUCAUCACCAUUGGAUCCAAGGAAGUACGAGACUUUUACUGGAAAGGGGAAGGUUUCUGGACCUGCUGUGACAAAAGCAGAGUCUGUACUGAAAGAGAGCAACAAUAUAGCAUCCACUCAGUUACCCCCUCCAUUGUUAGAUGGGCAUGUAUUUCCACAGCAUGAUAAAUUUACUGCUUCUGAUUCUAAAAAAAUUAAAAGACAAGCCUUUUCUGGUCCAUUGACGAGUAAACCUUGGUCAACAAAACCAGUCCCAGUGACACACCCUCAAUUGUUCUCUGGACCUAUAUUACGAAAUCCAAUUCCUCAACCUUCAUCAUCACCACCUAAAGUGUCUCCAAGUGCUUCCCCUACUAUUCUGUCCUCACCCAAGAUAAGUGAGCUUCAUGAGCUUCCUCGGCCUCCUUCCGGUUCUGCCUACAAGUCCUCAAGAUCACCAGGGGUGACAGGAUAUUCAGCCCCCUUGGUAUCUAGAGGUCAAGCACAUGCUAAAAAAAAGGCGGUGUCAAAUUCUGCAUCUCCUCUGCCAACACCUCCUUCUCUAGGCAUCUCCCGUAGCUUCUCAGUACCCUCAAGUGAUCCUAGGGUUGUUGAAGUACAAGUGUCCAAACCAAUGUCACCUUUUCACGGUUCUCAGAUGGGUGAAGAUGUUGCUUCACCUCCUUUGACACCAAUUGCUCUAUCUAACAGUUAGGCAUCAUCAACCUGUUCAGAGACUGUCAUUUUGGUAGUUAUAAAAUCAAAGGUGCAAAUUGAUUGUAGUUUACUUGUAGCCGUGAUUUUGUUGCCAACUUGCAACAACAGAUAGCGGGGGAAAGAUUGUUUCUCAUCAGCUCGAAUAGGCGCCCAUCUGUAAAUAACCUUUUCUUCUGUAGUAUUUCUCUAUUCUUUUUGCCAUUGUUAUUCAUUGAAGAUCCUGUAUGAUAGGCUUAUGGCAUAAGUUAUUUAAAUAAUUUCCCUCCGUUCCGUCA
Ziziphus jujuba (common jujube) is the source of this 2403-nucleotide messenger RNA. RefSeq lists its product as uncharacterized. Lineage: Eukaryota; Viridiplantae; Streptophyta; Magnoliopsida; Rosales; Rhamnaceae. The record is from RefSeq and is a predicted model, not a curated record. The transcript has 11 exons. Bases 243 to 2126 code for a protein of 627 amino acids.